GUAAAAGGGAUCACAUUAUUCACGGUGACGCAGAUAUCAGGAAAUAUAAUAUUGUGCGGGUCACAAAAAUUGAUUCUCUCCGCAGAUUUAUGGACAAUUUAUGAGGGCACGAAGUAUGGUCACAAAUGGCUUUCCAGUGCAUUGUAGAUAAUUCUUAUCCAAGACUUUGUAUGUAUAUAUGUGUUUUAAAACCCAAAAAAAAAAAAAAAAAAAAAAGAACAAGAAUCAAGAAAGCAAUGCGAGGCCAGGAAUCAGUGGAGACUCCGGUGGGAGUUCCGGCGAGUAUUGCAUGGGAUGCUUACCGAGGACUUGAGUUUGGAAGACUUGUUGAUGAGCUACUUGGUAACGUUGUUGGUAAAGUAGAGGUUGUAGAAGGUGAUGGUGGUGUUGGUACUAUUAUGAAACUUACAUUUCCUCCUGGAACGCCUGGAAGUGGUUACAUGAAGGAAAUAUAUACAAAGAUGGACGACGACAACCGUGUGAAGGAAACAGAAAUCAUCGAAGGAGGCUACAAAGAUCUUGGGUUUGAUCAUGUUCGUAUUCGCUUGGAGAUCAUUGAGAAGGAUGAUGCUGCUGCUGAAUCAAGUAUUAUCAGAUCCACAAUAGAGUAUGAGAUGGAUGAGACCAAACCCGAGCUUGCUUCUUUCGUCUCUACCAAGCAGCUUGAGAUCAUGGCUGAAACCAUUGGGAAGUAUCUCAUUGACAAGAAUUCCAGUACCGCAUAGAGUGUUUGUAUUAAUAUUCCUCAUGGACUUUCUCUAUUUUUCAUUACAGAAUACAUCAGAGUAAAAAACAUUAUACAAUUUAAAUUAAUUAGUCCAUGCUACUAAUAAUUUAAGAAGCUAAAGUAUCUGUAAAAGAAAAGAAAAAUAUCAGUGUACGUCUGUUGUGAUGUAAUUUGCUCGUUUUGGUUUUGAAAUUGUUGGCUUUGCUUCAA
Molecule: messenger RNA, 937 nt
Organism: Ricinus communis (castor bean)
Lineage: Eukaryota; Viridiplantae; Streptophyta; Magnoliopsida; Malpighiales; Euphorbiaceae
Product: norbelladine synthase
Exons: 2
Coding region: 126-725 (199 amino acids)
Biological process (GO): defense response; abscisic acid-activated signaling pathway
Cellular component (GO): cytoplasm; nucleus
Molecular function (GO): abscisic acid binding; signaling receptor activity; protein phosphatase inhibitor activity
Source: RefSeq, a predicted model, not a curated record